Messenger RNA from Sinocyclocheilus rhinocerous, 1338 nucleotides. RefSeq lists its product as uncharacterized. The record is from RefSeq and is a predicted model, not a curated record. The annotation marks the transcript as partial. Lineage: Eukaryota; Metazoa; Chordata; Actinopteri; Cypriniformes; Cyprinidae. The transcript has 3 exons. Gene Ontology annotation, molecular function: GTP binding.
AUGGGUGAGCGGAAAGCAAGACCCCUGCUGAGUCUCCACUUCAGCGCUGUCGUCCGAGCCAGAAGAGGCAACUGCGGUUGUACGAUUAAACUAACCAAGACAAAAGCCAACUGGCUCUUCAAACUGAUUCUGGUAUCUCACACCAUGUCUGAACAAACAGAAGCUUCUCGUGAUGAUGAGGUGAGGAUCCUGAUGGUGGGAAGCCGAGGUCAGUCCAGAUUCAGCGCUGCAGAUCUUCUGUCAGGAAGGAAAGACGGUGGACAGGAGGACAGAGAGAUUGUAAAGACUCCAGUAAUUACAGACGAGGCUCGUAGAAUGAUGCUGAUCACUGGACCAAACCUCUGUGAGGAGGACACAACGAGACAGACCUUCACAACAGCGCUGUUUCUCUCGUCUCCUGGACCUCACGCCGUUUUAAUGCUCCUGAAUCUGGAAGAUCAACAAUCACAACAGUGUGAUAUUGUGAAACGAGCCCAGGAGCUGCUGGGAGCAGAAGUCCUGCAGCACUGCAUUGUUCUUCUGCUGCAAAAUCACCAGGAACGAUUCACAGGAGCCUCCAGAGGGAUUGCUGGAGAAAUGAUCAACGCAUGUGGAGGAAGAUUUCACAUCAUAAGAGACUCUGAACCAAAACCUGCUCGAAGAGCAGCUCUCGUAGCAGAAAUAGACAAGUUAGUUCGGCUCAACCAUCACAGAUUUUACUCAGUACGGGGACAAAAGUUAGAAACAGAAAAGAACAACAAGGCUGUGAAUGAAGAAAAUCAGCUCUUGUCUGUAAUAUAUGACACUUUAGGAGGAGCAGUUGGAAACAUAGGAUGGAUUUUCCUUGUUUCACUUACCGCUCUUGUUAUUUACACUAAAGGAAGGGACAAAAUCUUAAAUUUUGGGGCAAAAUUUACUGCACUUGUAUUGUUUAUGGUGUAUCUAAGACACAUUCUGAGUCCAGAUGUUGUCAUACCAUUAAAUUUGGCCUUGUUAUCAUCACUAGCAACCAUACUUACAAAAACAAAAGUAAUGCAAGAAUUAGAGUGUAGCAGGAUAAGUCAAGUCAUUGAAAUACAAACCAUCAUGUUGCAAAGACUUUUAUACAUGAUGGGUUCAGCUUUGGUCCUUGGGUCAAUCAUCAGCAUCAGGACGUGGUCAGAUGUGCUCAUAGCGUGUUACACAGCUCCUGGAGUCACAGUCGGAGCUUAUACAUUCAUAAUUCUCAAUGAAAUUUUUAGCCAUGAAUCUCCAGUCUUUGCACUCGGAUCAUUUCUGUGUUGUUCAGUGGGGGCAACACUUUCAGUGUGGUUUGUGAACGAAGUCGGUGGGAUAAUGACAAUAAUUGUGCUAAUAUAC